This is a messenger RNA of Mytilinidion resinicola, 2152 nucleotides long. RefSeq lists its product as uncharacterized. The coding region runs from base 110 to 1783 and encodes 557 amino acids. Gene Ontology annotation, molecular function: ATP-dependent protein folding chaperone; ATP binding; ATP hydrolysis activity. Gene Ontology annotation, biological process: protein folding. Gene Ontology annotation, cellular component: chaperonin-containing T-complex. The transcript has 5 exons. Lineage: Eukaryota; Fungi; Ascomycota; Dothideomycetes; Mytilinidiales; Mytilinidiaceae. The record is from RefSeq and is a predicted model, not a curated record.
CUUGGUUGUUCCCCCACUUCGCCCUCACUGAUCCAGAUACUGCCUUUAAAAGACAGAGUCAUAUCAGAAGACCAGGUUUCAAGCUCGUAUACCGUGGGCGUCUUCCAGAAUGUCGUUCGGAGGCCAAACACCCACUAUUAUAGUGUUGAAGGAAGGGACCGACCAGGCCCAAGGGAGGGGACAAAUAAUAUCGAAUAUUAAUGCUUGCCUUGCUGUGCAGGAAACAAUCAAAAGCACGCUGGGACCAUAUGGCGGGGAUCUACUUCUAGUUGAUGAGAAUGGCAAGCAGACUAUUACGAAUGAUGGCGCCACGGUUAUGAAGCUUCUGGACAUCGUCCACCCGGCCGCUCGAAUCCUCACAGACAUCGCCCGUUCUCAAGAUGCAGAAGUUGGUGACGGCACGACAUCGGUUGUGGUAUUGGCCGGAGAGAUCCUUAAGGAGAUAAAAGAGUUUGUCGAGCAGGGUGUCAGCAGCCAGACAAUCAUCAAGGGCUUAAGACGAGCUUCGCACAUGGCUGUCAACAAAAUCAAGGAGAUUGCUGUGGACACAGCGGAGUCCAACCAGAGAGAGACCCUUCAAAAGCUUGCUGCGACGGCUAUGAGCAGCAAGCUGAUCAACAGGAAUUCCGGCUUCUUCACGAAAAUGGUGGUAGACGCUGUACUGUCUCUUGACCAAGACGACCUGAACGAGAAACUCAUCGGUAUCAAGAAGAUUACCGGCGGUGCGCUACAGGACUCGCUGUUCGUGAACGGUGUAGCUUUCAAGAAGACCUUCUCCUAUGCCGGAUUCGAGCAGCAACCGAAGUCUUUCAAGGACCCGAAGAUCGUAUGUCUCAACGUGGAGCUAGAGCUUAAGAGUGAGAAGGACAAUGCGGAAGUCAGGGUGGAACAAGUUUCAGAAUACCAGGCUAUCGUGGAUGCAGAGUGGCAGAUCAUCUUUAACAAGAUGGAGGCUCUGUACAAGACUGGUGCAAAGGUCGUCCUCAGCAAACUGCCAAUCGGCGAUCUCGCCACGCAAUACUUUGCCGAUCGGGAUGUGUUCUGCGCCGGACGUGUCGCAUCCGAUGAUCUGGAGCGGGUUUGCCAAGCAACAGGAGCCAGCAUUCAAUCAACUUGCUCAGAUAUCCAGGCCAAACACCUCGGUACCUGCGAGCGUUUUGAGGAGCGCCAAAUUGGUGGUGAGCGCUUCAACUUCUUUGAGGGAUGCCCUGCCGCAAAGACCUGUACGCUAGUGCUGCGCGGCGGCGCAGAGCAGUUCAUUGCAGAGGUUGAGCGAAGUCUGCACGACGCCAUCAUGAUCGUCAAGCGUGCGAUCAAGAACAAGAACAUUGUCGCUGGUGGUGGUGCCUGUGAGAUGGAGAUCUCUUUCUACCUACAUCAGUUCGCGAACGUCAACAUCCCACACAAGCAGCAGGCUAUCAUCAAAGCAUUUGCGAAAGCGCUUGAGGUGAUCCCGCGACAGCUAUGCGACAACGCAGGAUUUGAUGCCACGGAUAUCCUCAACAAGCUCCGGUUCGCACACAAGCAACACAACACGUGGGCCGGUGUUGACUUUGUCCACGAGGGCGUUGCCAACAACAUGGAGAAAUUUGUCUGGGAACCUAGUCUGGUGAAGGUUAAUGCCAUCCAGGCAGCGACUGAAGCGGCUUGCCUGAUCUUGAGCGUGGAUGAGACGAUAAAGAACCAAGAGUCACAACAACCGCAAGCGCCACAGAGAGGUCUUCCGCCCGGGGCGGCGCAGCGAGCUCUGAGAGGUCGUGGGCGUGGCAUGCCCCGGAGGUAAAUUUCCAACCGACGGCGACGGAUCGGCUGGGGUGGAGAAAAGCAUGCUGUAUAGCACGUUGUAGAUAUACCAAGUACACAUCAUGCACUGGUCGUAUACUCUGCAUGGGUCUUGGUAACCUAGAACUCAUCCGGGAGGGCGACAAGCGCACACCGCCCGUAUGUAAUAGUCUGUGCGCCGCUCAUCGGUUGUGAUGAUCGAGAUAACCUAUAGAUCUGCAACUAGCAAGUCUUGAAAUAAAAAACUUCUGAAUUGAGCCUGCUCAUGUAUGGAUAGACUUAUCGCGAUAGAUUGCUUUACGGCCAUGACACCUCGUCGAUACCCGAAACAAGAGAGAUAAGCAGUCUGACUGCUUUGAUUGAAGCCGAG